Asterias rubens (European starfish) is the source of this 1750-nucleotide messenger RNA. Its product is annotated as monocarboxylate transporter 2-like. Gene Ontology annotation, biological process: monocarboxylic acid transport; transmembrane transport. Gene Ontology annotation, molecular function: monocarboxylic acid transmembrane transporter activity. Lineage: Eukaryota; Metazoa; Echinodermata; Asteroidea; Forcipulatida; Asteriidae. The record is from RefSeq and is a predicted model, not a curated record. The transcript has 4 exons.
AAACGCCUGGUGUGACUAUCCCUCAUCAGUGGGUUCACUUAAUACACAUUGGAACUGAGUCGAUGUCGUCCACAAUCUUGAACCCUAAGUCGAUCAUUUUAUACUGUUGGGUCAUUCUAUGAUGGUUCGUGUAUGUUUAGAGCGAGUUUUAAACUCAUCAAUUGCUAUUUUUCGAGAGGGCGGUCUUCAUGGUUGGAUUGCUGUGUUUGGUUUAUUUACGGCCAAGAUAGCCUGGUCUGUUUUGGUCAAAGGUAUGGGUAUGAUGUUACCUACACUACAAGAACAGUUCGACACUUCGACUUGGUUAAUUGGCUGGAUGGUUGCUUUUGUAAGCGCGGGUUUUGAGAUAUUAGGCAUCCUAGCAACGCCACUAAAUGAGAGAAUUGGCGCCAGGACUGUGGUGACAGUGAGUGGAUUGGUUGCUGGUAUCUCCAUGAUAACUGUGUCAUUCCAAUCCUGUUUAUAUGCAAUCACCUUCAUCCUCACCAUGUUUUCUUUAACAAGUUUGCUCCUUCUGAACAGGUGUCUUAUAGCUACGCCUCUAAAGGAGAGAUUUGGCGCCAGGACUGUGGUGACAGUGAGUGGAUUAGUUGCUGGUGUCUCCAUGAUAACUGCGUCACUCCUAUCUAGUGUUUACGUCAUGACCUUCAUCCUUACCGUAUUUACAGGAUCAGCGUUAGGCAUAUCAUUCGUGGUAACGAAGCAUCUGAUAGGAAGCUAUUUUAGUAAAUCUAUCACAACAGCCUAUGGCGUGGCAGGCCUAGGGGACCCUGUCGCCUUCCUGACCGUUGUGCCAUCGAUACAGCUCUUCCUGGAUACCUACGGCUGGAGGGGAACAAUGCUACUACUUUGAGCAUUAUUAUUACAUCUCGCUGUCGUUGGAGCUCUGUUGAAACCACCUGCAGCUAGUAGGAGUCAAGAUGGUUAUAAGGCAGCUCUCACAGACGAGGAGCAAGAGACCGGAAAAGACAAAUUGGCACCGAGAAACCGAUGUGGUUGUUCUUGUUUUAACUCCCCGUACUCAUUUGCUAGAGAUACGUUCCAGAUUGGGUUAUUCACCUCCGUAUCAUUCUGGUUGGUUGUGGCCUUAUACUCUGGUUGGCAUAUGAUCUACUCUGGAUGGGUAAUAUACUAUGUACAGUACACCACAAUGUCUAAACGAUUCACGCUGGAAGACGCAUCACAAUUUCUUUUCGCUUUUGGAAUCGGGAGACUAACAGGUUGCUUUGCGAUUGGCCCGUUAGUCCAAUCUGUGCAGGUUGUCAGCACACACGUUUGGCUUGCUGGUGCUCUGCUUUUGGUUGCAGUUUACUAUGCUGUUGAUCCAUGGUUGACGUCUUAUUUGUCGAUUAUUGUUAAUGCUUUCGUGUUUGGGAACGCCGUAUCAACGGUUUCUACACUUUCAGAUGUAGUAGUUAAAGAGACAUUCGAUAAAGAACAGAUGGGCCACGUACUGGGAUGGUUGGGAGUCGCGUCAGGUUCGGCAUCACUUCUGCUCUUGUAUUUGCCAGGAUUGAUUUACGACUUAACCGGAGACUUCAGCGUGGCCUUCAGUAUAAUGGCUGGUGUACAAUCACUGACUGUUGUUGCUGUACUGCGGUUAUACUGGAAGCAGAAACACGCUCGAAGUUCAUCAGAUUCAUCCCUUUGAAGAAGUUUAUCUGCAUUACCAUGGGAACAGGUGUAAACAAUAAUACUAAUAAAAACAAUAUUAUUUUGUUUUUAUAUGGCGCCUUAUACACAAUGUAUU